AGCGUUAGUGACCAUCAACGCCCCCUUUUCGCGUUGCCUUUGUGCUGUGUGUUGUGUUUGUGUGCGGCAUAAAAACAAACAGAUCGAUCUCCUUCGCUAUUAUAACUUGUGAGUUGCAAUGGGUGAGCGGUACAACAUUCACAGUCAGUUGGAGCACUUGCAGUCCAAAUACAUUGGUACCGGACACGCGGACACAACAAAGUUUGAGUGGCUCGUGAACCAGCACCGAGACUCCUACUCCUCCUACAUUGGCCACCAUGACCUCUUGAACUUCUUCGCCAUCACAGAGAAUGAGACCAAAGCUAGGAUGAAGUUCCAGCUCAUGGAGAAAAUGCUGCAACCCUGUGGACCUCCUCCAGAGAAGCCGGAAGACUAAGAAGUGUGAUCAGUGUAUGUACUUAAGUUUUAAGUUGUGGAAGUAAAGAAAAUAAA
Molecule: messenger RNA, 432 nt
Organism: Cloeon dipterum
Lineage: Eukaryota; Metazoa; Arthropoda; Insecta; Ephemeroptera; Baetidae
Gene: Sf3b5
Product: splicing factor 3b subunit 5
Exons: 2
Coding region: 119-376 (85 amino acids)
Biological process (GO): mRNA splicing, via spliceosome
Cellular component (GO): precatalytic spliceosome; U2 snRNP
Source: RefSeq, a predicted model, not a curated record